Messenger RNA from Ornithorhynchus anatinus (platypus), 5190 nucleotides. It is a transcript of the gene FARP2, whose product is annotated as FERM, ARH/RhoGEF and pleckstrin domain protein 2. Gene Ontology annotation, molecular function: cytoskeletal protein binding; guanyl-nucleotide exchange factor activity. Gene Ontology annotation, cellular component: cytoskeleton. Lineage: Eukaryota; Metazoa; Chordata; Mammalia; Monotremata; Ornithorhynchidae. The transcript has 27 exons. The record is from RefSeq and is a predicted model, not a curated record. The coding region runs from base 91 to 3252 and encodes 1053 amino acids.
CGGGCGGGGCCGGCCGGGCCCAGUUGGCAGUUGGGCGGCGGGAGGAGCGGGCGCCGGACACGUAAUUUGUCCAUUGCUUGAUGGUGAAAAAUGGGGGAAAUAGAAGGAACAUACAGAAUAUUGCAAACUCCAGGAACCCGAUUAGGAGUCCAGAAAAGUCCUGGAGUUAGCACGCUGGAACCAGGACAGACUCUUUCCACAGCAGUGGCACAGAAACCUUCAAAAUUGCAAGAGAGGAAUCUUCAGAUCAAAAUAAAGUUGUUGGACAACACUCUGGAAGAACUUGACAUUGAGCCAAAAUGUUUUGGACAAAAAUUGCUGACAGAGGUUUUUAAACAUUUAAAUUUGAUCGAGUCUGACUACUUCGGGUUGGAGUUCCAGAAUAUUCAGUCUUAUUGGAUUUGGCUUGAGCCCAUGAAGCCCAUCAUCAAGCAAGUGCGAAGACCAAAAAAUGUGGUGCUCCGGCUCUCUGUAAAAUUUUUCCCUCCUGACCCUGGUCAAUUGCAAGAAGAAUACACAAGGUAUCUGUUUGCUUUGCAAAUCAAGAGGGACUUGGUGGAAGAACGACUUACUUGCAGUGACAACACAGCAGCUCUUCUCAUCUCUCAUCUUUUGCAAUCUGAAAUAGGGGACUAUGAUGAAACUCUGGAUCAAGAGCACCUUAAAAUAAAUAAGUACUUUCCAAAUCAGGAAAGGGUUCAAGAAAAGAUAUUAGAAUUUCAUCAGAGGCACAUGGGCCAAACACCUGCUGACUCUGAUUUCCAGGUGCUUGAAAUAGCUCGGAAGUUGGAGAUGUAUGGUAUCAAAUUUCACGAGGCCUCUGACCGAGAGGGAACCAAAAUUAAUUUGGCUGUAUCUCACAUGGGAGUAUUAGUAUUCCAGGGCAACACCAAGAUUAACACUUUCAAUUGGUCCAAGGUCCGGAAACUGAGCUUCAAAAGGAAAAGAUUUCUCAUUAAACUUCACCCUGAAGUUCAUGACUCUUAUCAGGAUACAUUGGAAUUUCUGUUGGGGAGUAGAGAUGAGUGCAAAAAUUUUUGGAAGAUUUGUGUGGAGUAUCAUACUUUCUUCAGAUUGUUCGAUCAACCCAAACCGAAGUCUAAAGCAGUUUUUUUCAGCCGUGGAUCUUCCUUUAGAUACAGUGGACGAACUCAAAGGCAACUGGUGGAUUACAUUAAAGACAGCGGAAUGAAGAAAAUUCCCUUUGAAAGAAGGCACAGCAAAGCUAGAGUCUCCACUCGUACUUUGAAUGCAGACUUCCCAAAACAGAGUUUCUCGUUCCACGAGGGCUUAAGAAAUCCCGGCUCCCCCUCUUCUACAAAUGUCUCCUUCUGUCCGAUCCCUCCCUCUUCCCCGACCCCAUCUGGCCUGCCCAUUUAUAUGGACAGCAACAAUUCUCUCGUGGAUCCCAGAGCACCAUAUGGGAAGAGCCCAACCACGGGAAGGAGCAGUGUAACAUCAGCCGAAGAAGUGGACAAGAAAAUGGCACAGCAUCAUGGCUCGCCGAUCCUCCAGUCAUUUCAAGGCCUCUCAGUGGACAGCUCUCACUUCUCUCCCUUCACACAGAAGAGUCCAUUGACCUCGAUCCCUACAUUUCAGGUGACUCUGAGCCCAUCUGGACAGGAAUCCCCUCUUCUAAGUCCUAUCCUGAGUGAUGCUGGUGGUGUCGGAGUUGAAGACGAGGUGGAAACUAAACACAAGCGACCCCCAACGGACAAAGCAUAUUUCAUAGCAAAGGAGAUUCUUGCUACAGAAAGAACAUAUUUGAAGGAUUUAGAAGUAAUCACUGUGUGGUUCCGUAGUGCAAUCAUCAAGGAGAAUGCCAUGCCUGAAGGUCUGAUGACUUUAUUGUUCUCCAACAUAGAUCCUAUCUAUGAAUUCCACAGAGGGUUCCUGAAGGAGAUUGAGCAGAGACUGGCAAUCUGGGAAGGGCCCGCCACUGCCCGUGGGAAAGGAGAUUACCAACGGAUCGGCGACAUCAUGCUUAGGAACAUGCACAAUUUAAAGGAAUUCACUAGCUACUUGCAAAAGCAUGACGAAGUCCUGACAGAACUGGAAAAAGCGACAAAGCGGCUAAAAAAACUGGAGAUGGUUUAUAAGGAGUUUGAACUGCAGAAGGUUUGCUACUUGCCUCUGAACACUUUCCUGCUGAAGCCGAUUCAAAGACUGAUGCAUUACAAACUGAUCCUGGGGCGACUGUGCAAGCACUAUACACCAGAGCACAGGGACUAUACUGACUGCCAGAAUGCAUUAAAGGAGAUUACAGAGAUGACAUCCCAACUCCAGCACAGUUUGAUUCGUCUGGAGAAUUUCCAAAAGCUGACAGAGCUACAACAUGACUUGCUUGGCAUUGAUAACCUCAUAGUGCCAGGCAGGGAGUUUAUUCGGGAGGGCUGCCUUUAUAAGCUCACAAAGAAAGGCUUACAGCAGAGGAUGUUCUUUCUGUUCUCAGAUAUGUUGUUAUAUACAAGCAAAGGAGUCACGGGUUCUAAUCAUUUCAAAAUUCAUGGCCAUCUCCCUCUUCAUGGUAUGCUGGUGGAAGAAAGUGAGACUGACUGGUCUGUUCCACACUGUUUCACUAUCUAUUCAGCUCAUAAAACCAUAGUGGUCGCAGCCAGCACUCGCCUGGAAAUGGGGAAAUGGAUGGAAGACUUAAACACUGCAAUCGAGAUGGCCAAGAAAUCCAGUGAAAAAUCUGAAACGCUCCUUGCAAACGCCAGAUAUAACCGCUCCAACAGAUCCUCAGAUGAGCUCUCUCUAGAACAGGAAUCUGAAGAAGAUACUCAGUCUUCACAUAACUCCUUGGACAGGCAAAAUCACCACCGUGCCAAUACUACCUUGCACGUGUGCUGGUAUCGCAACACCAGUGUCUCCAUGACCGACCACAGUGUGGCUGUCGAGAACCAGCUUUCAGGCUACCUUCUAAGAAAAUUCAAAAACAGUAACGGCUGGCAGAAGCUCUGGGUGGUAUUCACCAAUUUCUGUUUGUUUUUCUACAAAACUCACCAGGAUGAUUACCCACUGGCUAGUCUUCCGCUGCUUGGCUACACAAUCAGCAUCCCCAUAGAGGCAGACAAUAUUCACAAGGAAUACGUCUUCAAGCUUCAGUUCAAAUCCCAUGUCUACUUCUUCAGGGCUGAGAGCAAGUAUACCUUCGAGAGGUGGAUGGAGGUGAUAAAGAGAGCCACAAACUCUCCUGGGAGGAGCAGCCUGGUGAUGGCCAAAGAUGACCAGGAUUUGCAAACAGACUAAGGCGGGCAGAGCCUGGCCUGUAGCUUCAGACUUCUGUUAAUGGGGACUGGACUUGACUGGUCAAGUUAGGAAGAGAAACUCCAACAGCUCGUGGUAAAAGUUGAUGGACAAGAUAAGUGAUGGCCGACGGGUGAAGGUGGCUGAGAUACUGAUCCUCAGAAAAGAGUCUCAGUUUCUAUUGAACCUGUGUUGGAGGAGCUGUAGCGUUGACUAAUCACUCCAAAUGUUUAAAGGGAGAAAAUCUCCAUUUGCCAAUGGGUGGUAGUGUAUAUUGCAGGGUGUAAUGUCUUCAGGUUACAGUAGUCUGUGUGUGGUAUUUCAGCAGCAUGUCCCGCUUAGCCGUAGGGUACCCGUCCUUUCCAUUUUGACCAACUGUUGAGAAAAUGCCAGGAAUAUAGUAGAGAUUAGUGGGGUCAUUAUGGGCCACACUAAGAAGCAUUUUCUGGAACCAAGAUCUUUUUUUUCCUGAGGCUCCCAGCCUCUCUACCAGUGUGGAGUGUUGCCAGUUUACAUUCCUGUUACUUUUGGGCAACAAAUUGGCUGCUUUCAAGAGGCUCGGCAGAGGCCUCGAAGUAGAAGACUAACAUUCACCUUCUACCUUUGCAUAGGAAAGACAGUGGUUUACGAAGGACCCACAGCGAUUAACUACUUUUAGAUGGGUUGGGGGGAAUGUAAGGGUGUUUUGCUUUUUAAAUUUCAAACUUGCUCUUAGUUAAGAUGGAACGGUGUGGUAAAUUUGACUAAUUAUCUUGCUUUAAAACUGAGUAGAUUUUUUUUUUACCGCAUGUUAAAGUGUUGCCCAGUUUCUUUGGGAUUCUUUGUGUUUGACACAUAAGCUUUUUUCCAAUCCACUAUCAUAGAAUGCUAAAGCAUCACUGCAGAGGGAGGCUGGCUUUGGAGGCGGGAGUUUAGAGUUCCGAUGUUCAUUCGGGCGCUGCCGCGACCUCCCCGAGGGGCGAUGUUAUUAACUCCUCGAUUCUCCUCAUCUGUCAAACAGGGCUAGUAACACGUGCUACCUACCUCGCAGGGUUGAUGUGAGGAUUGAGAUUUUUGAAAUUGUUUUCAAAUGCCUUGGAUGAAAGGUGCUAGAUUCAUUCCUGACCAUAGUAGGGUUAAGGCCGGGUUAAUGACCUCGUGGGAGUCGCUGCAGGUUCCUUUACACAGCGAGUCCAGCAAAGGCAAGCCCGGCCCCAUGACAUGUCACAGAGCAAACUCCACAGGGGGCUGAGCCUCCAGAUUAAAGACCAAGACAGCUGCAGCCUCUUUCACUCUGCACAGAGUAGAUCAAGCCCUUCAUGUCCCUGGCAUGUGGCUGAUGUAGACUUCAGUUGGGCCAAAGUCUUGAUGCUUCUGAUUUAAGGUCCAGGAAUGUUGUUAGGGUUCAAAAUGGCAUGGAGAGUGGUGAUGUGGUUUGGCUGAGAUCUGAGAAGUCGUGCUUCAGAGAUCAAAAAUUGCUUGGUCAAGGGUUACAGUGGGAGGGAGAAAGAAGAGAGGGUCCUGUAUGUCGUGAGUGUAGUUGGGAAGAGGAGAACAAAAACCGUGUGCAAAGCCAGAGCUGCUGGACUGCCGUGAAAUAUCCCCCUCCACUCUUGCCCCUCUCCUCCUCUUCCCAACCUGCUGAGAUUUUUUUUCCCCUCUCUUUAUGGAAUUGGGUUGGAAUUAGGCAAGGAAUAAAGGAUUCGCUUGCUGUCUUCACAUGCUCCUUGGAGGAAAUAGAGACCAAACAAACAUUCAUUCUCCAUAACCACUGUGUCAUAAUGGUGGAAAGUCCAUUGUAAGUACAUUUUUCUGGGUUUUUUUUUUAAUUUAUUAGUGUCCUCAUUUUUUUUUACUAAAUGGUUUUAGAUGUACAAAUAUCUGCAUUGCUAGACACAACCUUUACAAGCCAAUGAUGAGUAUAAAUUUUGUUAGAAAUAAAUAGCAUCUCAGUUCAAAGAA